Messenger RNA from Bombus pyrosoma, 440 nucleotides. RefSeq lists its product as uncharacterized. The coding region runs from base 211 to 414 and encodes 67 amino acids. The transcript is spliced from 2 exons. The record is from RefSeq and is a predicted model, not a curated record. NCBI's taxonomy places the organism in Eukaryota, Metazoa, Arthropoda, Insecta, Hymenoptera, Apidae.
ACUUUUUUAUGAAAACUCAAAAUUUCCCAAUAGGCGAAUUUUGGCAAUUGUAAAGAGUCAAGGAGUUUUACAUCGGCUCUUGAACGUUUGGAACUAGAGGCGGAAAUUGAAUCCAGAAAUGAUACGAUACCGCUUUGUCGAACAAGCGAUGUGCAAACUGAACCACCCGAUGAUAUUGACCAAGAAUUGUUCGGUUUAAAUGCUAAAGAUAUGUUGCCCUAUAAGAAAUCUGUUCAACAUUCUGACAUUUUGAAUUUUCAAGGUGUCAUGCAUUCACCAGAAGAUAUUGCUCGUUACUGGAAAAAAGACUCGCGAAUGUGGCUUUGGAAAUCUGUAAAGCUCAUGCGAAGAAGGAACAAAUUAAAAUCAUCUAACAUAUGUUCAGUAAAUAAAGAAAAUGAAGAAGAGCAAUAAUCUGAAUACCAUCUACAAUUUUAGAU